Molecule: messenger RNA, 1066 nt
Organism: Chlamydomonas reinhardtii
Lineage: Eukaryota; Viridiplantae; Chlorophyta; Chlorophyceae; Chlamydomonadales; Chlamydomonadaceae
Exons: 8
Coding region: 112-729 (205 amino acids)
Source: RefSeq, a predicted model, not a curated record
CCGGCCAGAAAGUGCUUCAUGUGCCGCUGUAUAUUGUUGGGCCGACCGGUGUCUCCACAUCCCGCAAGUGCUUGACGACCUUUGUUUGCUUGCCGACCUUCAACUAUCGAAAUGGCUCUCCGCGCACCUUCUUCGCGGGUAGCGUGCAGCACCUCCUCGGCUGCCAAGGGGUCAUGCGGUCGCUCGCGGCUGGUCGUGGCCUGCCAGGUGACCAAGGAGCAGCGGGCGCCGCUGCCGCAGCAGCUGGCGGCCGGCCUGCUGGCGGUCACCUCGGCGGCAGCGCUGGCACUGACUGUGGCGCCCAUGGACGCGGCCGCCGUGUCGGGUGGUGGCGGCCCGUCGGAGGGGCUGGCGGGCAAGAACCUGACGGGUCAGGACCUGCGCAAGCUCAAGCUGACCAAGGCCAACCUGCGCCAGACUAACCUGACCGGUGCCAACCUGGAGGGCGUGUCGCUGUUCGGCAGCCUCAGUGAGGGCGCGGUGUUCAAGGGCGCCAACCUGCGCAACGCCGACCUGGAGUCGGGCAACUACGAGGACGCGGACUUCAGCGACGCCAUCCUGGAGGGCGCCUUUGUCAAUAACGCCCAGUUCGUGAGGGUGAACAUCAAGGGCAGCGACUGGACGGACGUGGUGCUGCGCAAGGACAUCCAGAAGGCCCUGUGCGCCAUCGCGGACGGCGUCAACCCCACCACCGGGGUGUCCACACGCGAGUCGCUGAUGUGCCCCUAGGAGGCAGGAGGAGGAGGAGGAGGUGGCCGGGGCUGCCAGGCUGGGGUGGGGGUGCUGGCAGGGGCAGGCCCGGGGUGCGGUUGUGAGGCAGCGAGGGACGCUGCAGGUGCUGAUGUGGUUGUGGGCAGGUGGUGGGCGGGUGGUGGUGGCCUGGUUGGGUGGGAAGGGACGUGCGGUACGGGUGCGCGUGGAGACAGCUAGGGGAUGAGGCGCAAUGUGAGGGGGGUGCCAGGUGCUUCUGAAUUUUCAACGGCGGAAGCUCGUGUGCAAUUUUGCUGGUGGAGCUUUACCGGGCAUUGGUGCAAGAUUGGUAGACACAAUGUAAAUUACUCAGAUC